Trichosurus vulpecula (common brushtail) is the source of this 1467-nucleotide messenger RNA. Its product is annotated as olfactory receptor 1J4-like. Gene Ontology annotation, molecular function: olfactory receptor activity; G protein-coupled receptor activity. Bases 1 to 1467 code for a protein of 488 amino acids. The transcript is spliced from 2 exons. The record is from RefSeq and is a predicted model, not a curated record. NCBI's taxonomy places the organism in Eukaryota, Metazoa, Chordata, Mammalia, Diprotodontia, Phalangeridae. Gene Ontology annotation, biological process: G protein-coupled receptor signaling pathway. Gene Ontology annotation, cellular component: membrane.
AUGGAAAGAGACAACAAGACGAGUGUCUCUGAAUUCCUCCUCCUAGGAUUUCCCAUCAGACCAAAGCGACAGGCGUUGUUUUACAUCCUAUUCUUGAGUAUGUAUCUCACCACACUGUUUGGGAACCUGCUCAUCAUCUUGCUGAUCAGACUAGACUCUCACCUGCGUACCCCCAUGUAUUUCUUCCUCAGUCACUUGGCCUUUACUGAUGUCUGUUUCUCAUCAGUCACUACCCCAAAGAUGUUGGUGAACAUGCAGACAGGAAGCCAGACCAUUUCCUACAAUGGCUGCAUCUCACAGAUGUAUUUCUUCAUAUUCUUUACAGAUCUGGACAGCUUCCUGCUCACUGCAAUGGCUUAUGAUCGCUAUGUUGCCAUCUGCCACCCUCUCCACUAUACCACUGUUAUGAGUCUCAAACUGUGUAUCUUACUGGUAGUUGGGUCCUGGACCCUAUCCUGUUUCAGCUCCUUGACUCACACCCUUCUCCUGGCUCGACUAUCCUUCUGUGAAGACAACACUAGCAUGGGAAGAGACAACGAGACAAGUGUUUCUGAAUUCCUCCUCCUAGGACUUCCCAUCAGAUCAGAGCAACAGGUGUUGUUCUACAUCCUAUUCUUGAGUACGUAUCUCACCACACUGUUUGGGAACCUGCUCAUCAUCUUACUGAUCAGACUAGACUCUCACCUGCGUAUCCCCAUGUAUUUCUUCCUCAGUCACUUGGCCUUUACUGAUGUCUGUUUCUCAUCAGUCACUACCCCAAAGAUGUUGGCGAACAUGCAGACAGGAAGCCAGACCAUUUCCUACAAUGGCUGCAUCUCACAGAUGUAUUUCUUCAUAUUCUUUACUGAUCUGGACAGCUUCCUGCUCACUGCAAUGGCUUAUGAUCGCUAUGUUGCCAUCUGCCACCCUCUCCACUAUACCACUGUUAUGAGUCACAAACUGUGUAUCUUACUGGUUUUUGGGUCCUGGACCCUAUCCUGUUUCAGCUCCUUGACCCACACCCUUCUUCUGGCCCGAUUGUCCUUCUGUGCAGACAACACCAUAGCCCACUACUUCUGUGACUAUGCUGCUUUGCUCAAGCUAUCCUGCUCAGACAUUUCCCUAGAUAAACUAGUGAUAUUCACUGUAGGGGUAGCAGUCAUUACACUGCCAUUAAUAUGUGUCCUGGUUUCUUACAUCCAUAUUCUUGCAGCCAUCCUGAAGAUCCCUUCUACCAAGGGCAUCUACAAAGCUUUGUCAACCUGUGGCUCCCACCUCUCUGUGGUGUCCUUAUAUUAUGGGACAAUCAUUGGUCAGUACUUUUUCCCCUCCUCCAGUAACUCUAAUAUCAAAGAUAUAAUUUUUGCUAUGAUGUAUACAGGGGUGACUCCCAUGCUGAACCCCUUCAUCUAUAGUCUGAGGAACAGAGAUAUUAAUGGGGCCUUGAAGAAUAUCCUUAGUAAGGGAAUGUUCUCUUCUCCUUCAUAG